UCGAAAUGACCCUUGACUCCUCUCCAAUUUACGAAACUCAACCACGCGGGCGCCAACUCUCCUCCUGUAUCGUUAACCAUCUGUCUCCCAUUUGACUUCUUGUAAAGCCAUUUAGGGUUAGGGUUUUCAGGGUCUGAGAUUUCUGAAACCCGUUCCGAUCGGAUUUUGUCAGCUUUUAAUUUUAAUUUUUGAAUGUUUUGAUUUUUAUGUUCUUUAAUGUCUCUGUAACAUAAAGAGGAUUAGGGUUAGGGUUUUGAAUUUUUUUUCUUGUUUUGGUCUGUAUUGGAUAUGGAAAUGGAGAGCACGCGUAGAUCCAUUGAUAGGUCUAGAGAGCCAGGUUUGAAGAAACCUAGAUUGGCGGAAGAGGCCGAACGGGACAGGAGUUCGAACGGGGUAGUCGAUCGUGAACGACCAUUUCCGCAGAGAGUUUCUUCCGUUUCCGGUGCCGGAGCUGGACCGUUGCUCUCAAGGUUUAGAACGAACGAGAGGGAGAGAGAUGAUUCUGUUCGAGGGGCAUAUCAGCAACAACAGCAGCUUCAAGAACUUGUUAGUCAGUACAAGAAUGCUCUUGCAGAGCUCACCUUCAAUUCGAAACCAAUCAUCACUAACCUGACUAUUAUUGCCGGGGAGAACCUACAUGCUGCAAAGGGGAUCGCUGCCACUGUCUGUGCGAAUAUUCUUGAGGUUCCUAGCGAGCAAAAGUUACCUUCUCUCUACCUUUUAGAUAGUAUUGUAAAGAAUAUUGCGAGAGAUUACAUAAAGUACUUCGCUGCAAGAUUACCUGAGGUAUUUUGCAAGGCCUAUAGACAAGUUGACUCCUCAAUUCAUCCUGGUAUGAGGCAUUUAUUUGGGACUUGGAAGGGGGUAUUCCCCUCUGCAACCCUUCAACUCAUUGAGAAAGAACUAGGAUUUCCACCAGCCAUUAAUGGUUCAUCAUCAGGAACCACUGCAUCUAGGCCUGAUUCUCAGUCACAACGCCCUCCACAUAGCAUUCAUGUAAAUCCUAAGUACCUAGAGGCGAGGCAGCGCCUUCAGCAAUCAAGUAGGAAUGUUCCGCGUCCUCAGAAGGAAGCAUUGAGUGAGCCUGUUCAUGAGAAGAGCAGUACAGCAGGAUUUGGGGAUUAUGAAUAUGGUUCUGAUAUUUCAAGAAGCUCCAGUUUGGGAGUUGGAAGAGCUAGCGAGAGAGUUACUGAACGAGAGGGACCUGGUAAGCCUUGGUUUGGAGUUGGUGGCAAUGUUACAGAUGCAAUUAUUGGCCCAAGGAAUGGAUUUGAAACCCAACAUGGGUUCCAAAACUACCCGCCACCCAGAUCUGCCCAGCCUGUUGUGCAGAUGCAACAAGCACAAAGCAUUGCAAGUAGAAACAGCAGAGGGGUGUCUAGGAAUUGGAAAAACUCGGAGGAAGAAGAAUAUGUUUGGGAUGAUAUGAACUCCAGAUUGGCUGAUCAUGGGGCUCUGGAUAGCUCAAGGAGAGAUGGUUUGACACCUGAUGAUGCAGAAAAUCUGGAUGUUGAUGACCACCUAUCACAAACUCGGAGUGAACAUGAAUUUGGGUCAAGGAUUACAAGAGAAACUUCAACAGAUAUACCUGUAACAGAGAGAGGAAAAUCUGGAUUUGGGCAUCGGACAUCUUCAGGGUGGCCAUUAGAAGAGCCACUUCUGAUUUCAGGCAAAUCAGAAGGACAGCUUGUAUCUUUUGCCAGAACAGGUCUUCGAGUGCCAUCUCUUGUUGGAGCUCCAAGCACUGGAUCUUUGACAAAUGCAGGAUCAGGAUCCACUGGAAUAUUGGGGCAACAACGGCAUAAGCCUCUCAGACCAGCUUCCCCAUCUGGACAGUUGUCCAUGCACCAGCGUCCCCACUCACCUUCAUCUUCAGCAGUCCAUCAGCAUCAACAAGCACAGGAUAUGACUGAUCAGCCCGGUCCCCAAUCAUCACAACCUCCAGGAUCAUUGAACCGGAUACCUCAAAUUUCAGUUUCUCAAGAUUCUUUUCCAAUAUUGCCUCAAAAUCAGAUCCAUCCAGGUCCUUUGCAGAAUUUGCAGUCAAAUCAUUCACAGCUCCCUCAGCAUUUACAGACAUCAUCUUCCUCAGUUCGCUUGCCCCAAUUAAGGCAUGGUCCUUUCUCUCAUCAGCAGCCUCAGUCUGAACAAAACCAAUCUCAACUAUCUGGUCAAACCCAGAAGCCACUUUCUCAAGCCUCAAUUUCUGGAAUGCCACAAGCAGUAGGUUUGUCUGCUUCAGGCCAUUCUAAUAAUCCUGCUACAGAGACCUCGGGAGAAACGAGUACAAGUAGUUUGUUGGCUGCAAUUAUGAAGAGUGGCCUACUUUCAAAGGUUUCAGCAACUAGUAGCCUUCCCAACCUGAAUUCUCAGGAUUCAGGGGUGCAGCCUUCUAAUUUGAAUAUCCAGCCCCCUUUGCCAAGUGGACCACCUCCUUUCCAGCUUACGUCCUCUGCACCAACUUCUGUAUCAGGUCUGGCUUCUCAUGUUAGUGCAUCAUCUCUAACAGCAACUGCCCAGAGAGCAUCUGGACUACCUCCUCUUCCACCUGGUCCUCCACCGUCCUCUUCUGUUUUAGGUAGUACUUCACUGCAGACAUCGAGCAUGGCCAAUGCUGUCCCAAACCCAUUGUCAAACCUUUUGAGCUCAUUAGUUGCAAAGGGCUUGAUAUCUACAUCAUCAACGGAGUCACCAACUCUGACCACAACCCAAGUUCCAAGCCGGCUUCAGAAUCAGAGCCCCAGUCCGGUGACUAGUAGCUCCAUGUUGGUUUCUUCAGGUCCCAUUUCGUCAACCGUUCCUACAACCUCCAGGAGUGAGGUAAAUUUAUCAGAACCUGUGGUGAAACGCCCAAAUGCCUUGUCUCAAGUCUCUACAACACAGACAGAGGAUCUUAUAGGCACUGAGUUUAAACCAGAAAUUAUUCGGGAAUCACAUCCAUCAGUGAUCAAUGGCCUCUUUAAUGACACUCCUCAUUGUUGUGAUGUAUGUGGCCUUAGACUUAAACUGCAAGAACAACUUAAUAGACACAUGGAGUGGCAUGCUUCAAAGAAACCUGAAUCAAGUGAUUAUGCAAUUUCGAGGAGAUGGUAUGCAAGUGUGGCUGACUGGGUUGCUGGGAAUGUGGGACUUCCAUCUGGACCUACAAUUAUUACUACUGUUGAAGAGGCGGUGAAGACAUCAGAGGAAGGUGAACCAAUGAUCCCUGCUGAUGAAAGCCAGUGUAUAUGUGCAUUAUGUGGGGAACUUUUUGAAGACUUUUACAGUUAUGAAAGAGAUGAAUGGAUGUUCAAGGGAGCUGUUUAUAUGACAAUCCCAGUGAGGGAAGGCGAGAUAGGAACUACUGAUAAGUGUGCUGCCCAAGGUCCUAUUGUGCAUUGCAAGUGUAUAUCACGCAGUUCAGUUUAUGAAUUGGGACUCUCUGCGCAUAUUAAAAUGGAGAUAGAUGGAUGAUGCUCUGAAGGGAAGAAUGCGAACCAUUUCUUGUAAUAUGGGUACAAUCAAUAAAAGCUGACGUGGAUUACCCAGGUUUUUAUACUUGUAACAGCUUAUAUGUGCAUGAUAAUUGUCAUGCUGUUGGUCUGUGCC
This is a messenger RNA of Nelumbo nucifera (sacred lotus), 3588 nucleotides long. Its product is annotated as pre-mRNA cleavage complex 2 Pcf11-like protein. Gene Ontology annotation, biological process: termination of RNA polymerase II transcription; mRNA 3'-end processing. Gene Ontology annotation, molecular function: RNA polymerase II complex binding; mRNA binding. The record is from RefSeq and is a predicted model, not a curated record. Gene Ontology annotation, cellular component: mRNA cleavage factor complex; cytoplasm. Lineage: Eukaryota; Viridiplantae; Streptophyta; Magnoliopsida; Proteales; Nelumbonaceae.